CGGAUAUACAGUGAAACGACAGAUUCUGUCGCCAAGACGCAAGAUGAAGAUGAUCCUUGUUUUCCUGUUUUUUCUGUGUACCACAGUUGCUGGAGUUCUUGGUGCCGCCGAAACAUGCGCUGCUGUAAAUGGCAGCUGUAGUAGCAAUGGUGGAACAUGUGCAACUGAGUGUGUAGCCAAAGCCAAUGUUAAAAAUGGCACAGUUGCACCUACUUGUCCGUGUUCUACUCCUACUGAAGGUUGUUCCUGGAAAUGCCAAGGUGCCACCGAGAAAUGCGCUGCUGUAGAUAACCCUUGUGGUAACAAUGGUGGAAAAUGUGCUACUGAGUGUGUAGUAACAGCCGAUGUCAAACAUGGCGCAGGUGAACCUACGUGUACGUGUGCUACUGCUGGUCAAAGUUGUUCCUGGAAAUGUCAAGUUGCCACCGAGAAAUGCGCUGCUGUAGAUAACCCUUGUGGUAACAAUGGUGGAAAAUGUGCAACGGAGUGUGUAGUAACAGCCCACGUUAAAACUGGCGCAGGUGCCCCUACGUGUACGUGUGCUACUGCUGGUCAAAGUUGUUCCUGGAAAUGUCAAGUAGGAGGAGGGGGAUCAGGAACACAUGGUCAACCAUCAAAUACGGGUGCCACCGAGAAAUGCGCUGCUGUAGAUGACCCUUGUGGUAGCAAUGGUGGAAAAUGUGCAACUGAGUGUGUAGCAGCAGCCAGUGUUAAAGCUGGCGCAGGUGCCCCUACGUGUGCGUGUGCUACUGCUGGUCAAAGUUGUUCCUGGAAAUGUCAAGGUAGCGAUGGAAAAAACAGCCCAACAAAGUCAGGCACUGGUUCCAUCAAACACGGUUUAUCUCCCCUUAUACUGAUGUGUGGAAUCCUAGCCAAGCUGCUUCUGAGUGCAUGAUUGGGGUAUUUUCUCCACAAAGUGUGUCAUCCUGAUACAUGUACCAGAUACAUCACCCUUCGAACAAAAUGACGGAUGACAUCGUUCAAUAUAUUCUUUUUAUAAUCUAGUGUUACGAAAAUGACUUUGCUAUCUUUAUUUGAUCAUAAGAUCGAUUUUUAUCUAUUCUUCAUAUCAAAUUAUACAUUAUAUUACGGUGUGUAUUUUAGAGGAAUCGGCAAAUUCGUUUCAAGAUAUCUCUCAUAAAACAACAAUUGUUGCAUAAAUCAAAAAUGUCUAAAACAUUUAAAAUUUUAAUGGGAUUGAGUGGUUUAUAAAAGUAUAAUGUUUUCUUUUGUUAAACCAAUGGUCUAAGAAAUGACUGUGUGAUGUUUUUUUAUGAUUUUUGAACGAAUGCUUAAACAGAUAUAUAGCAGUUGAAUCAUAUAUGAUAAUUCAAGAAUUUUGCAUGCAUUGAAACACAUUUGUGCAAUGUGAUGAGCUGCAAUUCUGAGUCGUUUUUUUCAUGUGUCCAUUUUAUUUAUUUAUGUAGUUUGAUAGCUAAUAUAUUGUUGCUGCGUUGUUACAAAUAAAUAUGCACAUGUG
Messenger RNA from Mizuhopecten yessoensis (Yesso scallop), 1480 nucleotides. Its product is annotated as keratin-associated protein 5-1-like. NCBI's taxonomy places the organism in Eukaryota, Metazoa, Mollusca, Bivalvia, Pectinida, Pectinidae. The transcript has 13 exons. Bases 44 to 895 code for a protein of 283 amino acids. The record is from RefSeq and is a predicted model, not a curated record.